Messenger RNA from Iphiclides podalirius (scarce swallowtail), 306 nucleotides. The record is from the annotation of a GenBank genome assembly. NCBI's taxonomy places the organism in Eukaryota, Metazoa, Arthropoda, Insecta, Lepidoptera, Papilionidae.
AUGGAAGAUAACUGCUCAACACUCGAAGAAGCUAGAAACCAGUUAAGAAAAGCAAGGGAGGAAAUCGACUCUCUCCGCAAUACCAACGAAAAACUAACACUUACUAUAUACAACCUGGUUGAAAUUAUGAUUUCCAACGCAAGAUCAGAAAACUCCCUCAUUAACAAUCUCAGGGAAUGCCCUCGGCAAAUAACCACAAACCUCAGCCUCAACAACCAACCCGGCACGAGUAUCCAUGAGGCCCCAACUAGACUGCCAAGCCCCUCCGCAACCCCUAACAACCUAAAGCUCGGAAGCCAGCACCUU